GGUACGGAGCAGAGCCCCGGGAGCAGGAGGUUCCCCGGUGCCGGUACCGGGCGGGACGAGCCGAGCCGCGGUUCCCCGGCGGGGGCGGGGGGAGCAGGACCCGGCCCCGGGCGCUGCCCCCGUUGCUCUCCGGCCUCCCGGGGCUCCCGCUCGUUUCGAUUUCGUUUUUGGCCGGGAUCGCGGCGCGGGGACGGGCGCGGAGCGCGGCGGGCUCCGCUCGCACCGGGCCGGCCAUGCAGGGCAAAGUGGCCAUCAGCUCCUCCAGCCCCGUGGUGGCCGUGUCAGUACCACCCUCAUCCCAGGCCAGACCCUCACCCAUCAACACUGGGCAGAUCUUCAGACUUCCAGGAAGGCUGAGAAUCCAGCCCUCCCUGUGGAGCAAGGACGAUGUGAUCCACUGGCUGCGAUGGGCUGAGAGGGAAUAUUCCCUGCGGCCCACUGAGCAGAGCAGGUUCGAAAUGAACGGCAAAGCCUUGUGCAUCCUCACCAAGGAGGACUUCAGGCACCGAGCUCCCAGCUCAGGGGACGUGCUGUAUGAAAUCCUCCAGUUCAUUAAAACAAAGAGAAGAGCUCUGGUGUGCAGCCCCUUGCUGAACUCACCCUUCAGGAAAGCCAGGAGCACAGAGGAAGGUGCAGACUGCAGUGCUGAGGCUGCCCCAGCUGUUUCCUCGUGGCUGGGCUGUGCAGAGCAGCCCCUGUUCCACAGCCACAGGCAGCCACUGAACCUCUCCCACCACAGCUCAGAGAGUCCAGGUGCCAUCUGCUCCUUCCCUGCUACCCUGUCGGCCCCAGUGGAUGGGAAAAUUGCAGACUGCAGGCUGCUCUGGGAGUACGUGUACCAGCUGCUGGCCGACCGCCGCUACGAGCCCUACAUCAGGUGGGAGGACCGGGAGGCCAAGGUGUUCCGCAUCGUCAACCCCAACGGGCUGGCCCAGCUCUGGGGCAACCACAAGAACCGGAUGAACAUGACCUAUGAGAAGAUGUCACGAGCUCUCAGACACUACUACAAACUCAACAUCAUCAAGAAGGAGCCAGGGCAGAAGCUGUUGUUCAGGUUUUUGAAGACUCCUGGGGAGGCUGUCCAUGAGAAAUCCAGCAAACUGGAGCAGCUGGAGAAUGAGGACCAUGAAGAUGUGAAGGAAGACCCAGUGGAGGUUUCAGCACAGUAAAUCUUUGGAGGCCUCACUUGAGAGCAUCACAGGGACCCUUGUGCUUUGCUGGCAGUGCUGGUGUCUCCUGCCUCUCCUGCACAGAAGGCCACAGAGCUGGCCUGGAUUUCCAAGCCUGCUGUGAGCCAAACUGGGCCAUCUCUGGGGUUUUGUUAGCAAAGCACACCCAGAAGGUGCCCCCAGCCCCAAAGCACAGGGGGAUGUGUGGGCUGCUCCUCUGCUGGCUCCUCUCCUGCUCUUUGGAAGGAAAUGUGAUAUUUUUGCUGUGAAAUUUUGAUGCUUGUCUUUAAGGUCCAAACCUGUGGAAAGGAUCCCUCUGUUCUCCCAGGGAGAUGAGCAGAGCAGGAGUUUGGGCUGAGCAUCUGCUGCUCUGCUUGGGCAGUGGGAGCUGUGCCAGCUGUGAGCGAGGGCACUUUGCAAACCUGGUGCAUGCUGCAAUCUCUGCUCCUGUGAGGCUGCUCCUGGGAUUGAGGUCAGGAUUGUGCUGAAACACCUGCCUGGAUCAGGCCUGGCUGCAGCUCCAUGGUUGCCCAUAGCUGGUAUUCACUUUAACUCCUUUCUCUCCAGGUAACGACUUCUGUAAUUAAUUUUGUGAUUAAAUAAUGUGAAAAGAAACGAAGCCAGUAACAAAUAUGACCCCACCCAUGGUCAGAUAUGUGAUUAUUUGUUUUGAGUUUGAAGCGGGAAUACCUGAAGCGAGCAGAGUGUCUGUAUGUGAGUGUGUGAAAACAGAAAAUACCCACGACUAUUUUCACUUUGCUUUCCACAGAGGAAAUAAAAUGCUGUGACUGUAA
Messenger RNA from Zonotrichia leucophrys gambelii, 1963 nucleotides. RefSeq names its product ETS variant transcription factor 7 (gene ETV7). Gene Ontology annotation, cellular component: nucleus. Gene Ontology annotation, molecular function: DNA-binding transcription factor activity, RNA polymerase II-specific; sequence-specific DNA binding. Gene Ontology annotation, biological process: regulation of transcription by RNA polymerase II; cell differentiation. The coding region runs from base 234 to 1169 and encodes 311 amino acids. The transcript has 8 exons. The record is from RefSeq and is a predicted model, not a curated record. NCBI's taxonomy places the organism in Eukaryota, Metazoa, Chordata, Aves, Passeriformes, Passerellidae.